CUGAGGCUGUGUGUUUUAUACUGCGAUGCGGGUUUUCUGCACCCGUGGCUUCAUUCCCUUGCAAGCUGUACGCGUUUCUGUGAGAAACGAUUCGUUUUCUCCCUUUCUCGUCUUUCCUCAGGGCUCUGUGUGUGACCGGCCGGGUGCCCAGCGGAGCUGUUUGGAUGCAGGCAGGCUGCUUUGGGCUCCGCGUGAGCAGCACGCAGCCACAACGGCGCCGAGCUCCUCCGAGCGCAGCAACCCAAAUCCAGGUGCUGCCGCUCCGACCGCCUCCAGGCGGGCGUUCGCGCUGAGGCGGGGCCCCGUCCCGUCCCGCCUCUUCCUCCCCGGCCGCGGCGGGAAGGGCGCGAGCCCCAUGGAGGCGGUGCUCCGCGCGUGGGGUGCAAACAGCUAUGGACAACUUGGCCUUGGUCAUAAAGAGGAUGUGCUGGUACCUCAGUCACUGAAAGAUGUUUCCUGCAAAUGUCAAGACAUCAGGAGCAUCACUGGAGGAGGGGGACAUUCUGCAGUUAUCACUGGUGCUGGAGAGCUCUUUGUUUGUGGCCAUAACAAAGAGGGGCAGUUGGGAUUGAAUCACACAGAAAAUGUACUCUGUUUUACACUGUGCGCUGCCCUGUCUGGCUUCUGCGUGCAAGAAGUGGCCUGUGGUUGGGAUUUUACAAUCAUAUUGGGAGGAGCUGGUUUUGUUCUGUCCUGUGGGUCCAAUGCUUUUGGGCAACUAGGAGUUCCUCAAAUUUCAGGUCCCUGCUUGAUUCCACAAAAGAUCGAGUCCCUCAAAGAGAAAGUAGUGGGUAUUGCUGCAGGACUGAGACAUGCCCUUGCUGCUACAGAGAGUGGUUUGGUGUUUCAGUGGGGAACUGGCAUGGCGUCUCGGGCAAAGCGUGCGCACCAGGGGAAAACCCUCCCUCUGUUCUGGACUGCAAAGGAACCCUGUGAAAUAGAAGGCCUGGAAGAUGUGAAGGUGAAGAGAGUUGCUGCAGGCUCCUACCACUGUGUGUCUCUUACAGGUGAAGGACACCUCUAUGUCUGGGGUAGCAACAAACAUGGGCAGCUGGUGAGCAAAGAGAUAUUUCUUGUUGAGCCGAAGAAGAUCGACACUCAGUUUUUCUCACAUGAAAAGAUUGGAGCAGUUUGGAGUGGUUGGACUCACUUGGUGGCACAGACAGAAACUGGGAAGGUAUUCACCUGGGGCAGAGCAGACUACGGACAGCUUGGAAGACAUGCAGUGGUUCCUGAUGGGCAGGAGACGUGCACAGCAUCUGAACAAUCCAUGAAGCUGUUUUGUAACAUUCCUAUUUCCUUGUCUUGCCUAAAUGGAGCAUCUCAGAUCGCAUGUGGCUCCGAGCAUAAUCUGGCAGUAGUUGGAACAUGUUUAUGCAAAGGCUUCCAGAGUUACCUUUCAUAAUCAGGUGGAGAAGGCUGGCUGUUUUCCUGUCUCUGGAUGUCAGCUGCUGAAGACUACGGAAAUAUGUACAGGCUGAUGAGAUGGUUUUGCAACUGAUGAUUUGGCAUCUCUGUCACGCAGCUACUUUGCAAGUAUUUUUAUAGGUGUUAGGAAAUGUGGGGUUUCCAAAGGGUCUCUUCACUGCAGUGAUGCUUCCUGGGGACAGGGUGAGCAAGUGUGAGGCAAAACAGUAUCGGAUAGAGGUAUUCUGCUGGCUUAGUAUUUGCAUGCAGGUGUUCAAAAGGGAGUAUGAGAUGAGAGCUUUAUCACCAAGUGUGGUUAUGAAUUGCCUGCCUCCUGCACUUGCUGUGUAUUCUGAGCAGUGCUAGUUCCAGAGGCUCAUCUAGCUGGAGGAUAUUUCUUUCCUUGAAAAGGUAGCAUGACUUCUUGGCCAUGAGGAGUAUCUCCAUGUUCAGCUCAACCCCAACUGAUUUGUUUUAGAACUGACUUCCCAGCUCAAAAUGGAAGAUCAAAUUGCAGAACCCUACAGUGAUGCAGUGACCUGUGCUUGGUUUUACGUGGGCUUUGGAGCUGGUGAGCUUAGGAGUCCACCACUUGCAAAAGUGACCAAGGAUGGAAGGCACAAUGAGAUGUAGGUGUUAAAAUACCUUACAGAGUUAGGCACUCACAUGUUGCUUCACUUACCUUGAGUGCUUGUUCAGGUCCCAAGAAGUUUUUCUUUUGUCUUUGUGCCAAUAUUUCUCUAAUUUAUAAUUCAUUGUGAUAGAAGUUAAGAUUUGGCAGUUAAUUUAAUUAGUACCUCUGAGUGGUGUGAGCUUAACAGAUGGUUGGUAACAGUCCUACAUUUUCUUGGAUGCUGAAACACAAAAGACUCGAUUUUGGUACUCCCCACAGUCAGAAGAGAGUGACAUGCAGAACCCAGCCUGAAUGAUGAGCUGGUUGAAGUUUUUAAUAUUGAACUGCAGAGUUUUGGGCUGAAUUAUAUUUUGAAAAGUCUUAGUUUCAUGUUGUUUUUAAUCUUUAGUACAAAAUAGGUUACAUGUUUCCUAUUCUUCCCCCACAAAACUUUGUAAAAUUGAUGGAUAUGUGCUUCCAUAGCACUAUUAAAUACAUUUUAAUAUAUUCAGAUACUUGAAAAGCUGAACAGAUUUUAUCUUAAUAAUCCAAGCACAGGUAGGUCUUGGAAGACCUUUGAGCUUCAUGAGCCAUCUUUUGUUGGUGUUUUUUGUUUUGUUUUUGGUAAGCAAUGGGUUUGCAAAUUUAUACUCAAUUUUGACUUGUGGAAUAUGACAUUAAACAUGAUCAAGAAGGCUUGGAUACUUCUAAGCUGCUGAUCAUAUGAUUAAUUAGGUAGUCAAAUACUUAGGCAAAUAGUCUCUUGGCUAUGUGCUGCAGUUGUGGAAAAACUGCAAAUGGUUGAUUUUCAUCUGCACUGAGCAUUGUUGCUGAAGUAUGAUUGUUAAUUGUUGUGCUGAUCCUAAUUUAUCUGAUAAUCUUGUUAGUUAUCUGGCAUGUUACAUAAUCUCACAUGACCUCAGAGUAUUUUGAUUGUAUCUCUGAGAAUAUCUUGUUUCUAUAAAUGGAAUUUCUAAUAGAGGAAGUUGCUAUACAACAGAGAUAUUACAGGGAGAAUUCAAACAGAGAAUGAAGUAAUGUAUCUUUCAAGCGGAUUGACUGCAUUAAAAGUGCUCCAACUUAACUCUUUUUUGUUCUCAUAACAAAUACAAAGGCAAGUAAUGCUGUGGCAUCUCAGAGGAGCUAAAGGUCUGAUGGAACAUCAUGUUGAGAGGAGUCAUUAUUUCCGCUAGCUAAAGCUGUGAAACAUGCUUAUUCUCAUUAAAAGUAAUGAGGACUCCCUGUCUUGGUUCUGUAAGUAACUUAACAUCUCUCUCUCUUGCAUUCUGUUGACAGAAAAAGUUUAAGAACAACUGUUCUCAUUCUAGACAGGCCUGUGCCCUGUGACCUGAUGCUGCUGAAGUGAGUAAUGCUUUUUGAACGAACAUAUAUCAACAGAGUAACUGCAUCUUAACCUAGUAGCCAGGAAUUAAUAUAAUUUUUAUCCCAUGAUAAAAAAUCUGGAGCAUGUGGUUAUUGGAGAUGCAUGCAUGGGUGGCAUGGCAGUGAGUAUUCUGUGAAGUGAAUGAGAAGUUGUACCUUGGCUGACAGGACUGGUGGCUUCUUGCAUCUCUGAGCAGAACUGAGAUAUCUUUGUUAAGAGGCUGUGUACUAUUUGUAGCAAUAGGCCAUGUGCAUUUCAGCUGUUGUUAUCAGAUGGGGAGGAUGUGAGUUUCAGGCACGAGUUGUGACCCACAGUGCCCCUGGCAUCUCAGUAAAUGACACCAGUGAAACCUCAGGCAGAACCAGGAGUUUUGUCCCCUGAAAACAAGGGAAUUUUUCUCUGUCAUAAAAGCCCAGAUUGACAGAUGUUAGCAUUAGUAGAGACGGAAGUGAGAGACUUGGUUUAGUAACCACAUAACAAGGAAGUUAGUUUAAUGAGGCCACACAUCAUUUCAUCAUGGUUCUGCUCUAUGUGCAUCUGCAGUUCCCACCAGAAUUUGCUGUUUAAGCAGAAAACUGACAUGAAGUGCAUCUGUUGUCUUUGAUCUUUUGUGGUUUUUUUUGGGUGGUAGGGGGGCUGUGUUUGUUCAUAAUCGAGAAGCUAUUGGAAUAAUGAAGGUACCAGGGGAUGUAAGUCAUAUUACUAAUGUUAGUCACAUUCUGUCUAUGUCAAAUAACGUAUCAAGGACACAGUGUAUUCUGUGUAUUUAUUUAGCUUUAUGCACAAAGUGGUCAGUAAUACCUACCUCAGUUGUCUGCUUCAGGAUCCUGUAGUAAGUUCUUGCUUUGUUAAAUUCAUGCUUUCUUCCUUCUCUCUGUUUUAAAUAGCAUUGUGUUUGUUAGGUCAGAAUUUAGCAGCUUUCUUUGUGUUGUGAUAAUCGUUAGGUGCUUUGGAUUGACAAUUACAAAUGCAGUGUCUCGGUCUUUUGAAAGAAGAUGUGUUCAACCUGGAACAUUCUGACUUACUGCCUCUUGUCUCAUGCCUUCCUAGACUUGUCAUAAUGAAAGGACUUAAUGAGAGAGACUUGGCUGUUGUUCCUGCUGUGUUUUUCUGUGACUUUUUUUGGUGUUUUUUUGUUGUUGUUUUUGUUUUUGGUCAACAGAUACCAUUAGGGCUGCUAUUCCAUUGCUGAUUUAAAAAAAAAAAAAAAAAGUGAAUACCUUUGAAUACAUAUUUUGCAAAAUAGGCUACUGGAUAACAUAUUGCAAACAUGAACAAAAGGGAAGCUGCACCAAACAUUUAUGUUUGUAUUCAAAUUGCAGUAUAAAUAAUUGGAUUUGGGCUUAAACUGUAUUUCAGAGAAACAUACUUCACUUAACAUGGAAAAUGGUUUGUUUCUUUCUGUCAAAAUGAGAAGACUGGCUGCAUCUUUGGCAGUGAAUAAGUCAACCUACUUAGUGUUUUGUGUGUAGGCAGCAUGCAGUUCCAUGAGAUUGCAGUGGGCAAUGAAGCAGCAGAAUUCAAUUUGCAGCAGUGACCUAAGAGGGACUAUUUUUAGUAAUAAAAUAGGUCAGGGGAUGUAGCAGUGCAAACUGAUAAAUGAACAGUUUCCCCUUCACUUUUGGGGCUUUUUUGCUCCAGACUAGCAGCUCUGUGAUGAGGGGAAAAUGCGAUUUGAUGCUGUCACAUGAUCAGUGUUAGAAUUCUUCUGUUGUGAAGCAGUCUCAGGAAAAGCUCCUCAUUUUAUUUUAGUGGUAAAAUAUUAGAAGUACUUUGCUUAGGGAUUCGUGGAAUGCAAAACAGGCUAGAGAGCUGGGUGGUCUGAACCCAUUCCUUAGAAUUGCUCUUAGUACUGUUGGAAACAGUGUGUUGUCGUGUUGGCCCUGUGACAAGCAGUUUUUGCUUUUCUCUACUAGCUCUUCUUAUGUUUUUUUUAAAAUUUGCUUCCAGUACCACUUAGCAUGAGUUACAGAGUCCUCCUGCAGUGUCAGAGAUGAGGAACUGCUUUAUUCCAUACCUUUGAGUCUUUGGGUAAUUUCAAAGAAUUGUGCAAAGGAUCUGAUUGCCCAGAAGUUCUUGUGUAACAGAGCAAUAUGAGUCUACAGUAUAAUGAAUUGCAUUUCCAUACUCAUUUUUUUCUGAAAUUGCAUUUCAGUGCAGAUGAAAGCACUUUCUGAUAGUUUAUAUGCACUGACAUAAACUAUUUCAUUAGUAAUUAGUGGCAUGGAAGAGUCCCUGGAAGCUCUAGUCAUGGAGCAGAGCAUGUUGGUUCCAUAUAAACAGCAGAAAUACCAGAGUUAGGCUUGAUCCUAAAGAUUUAUUUUUUCCUGGGAAAAAAAGUAAAAAUAAAAAUGAGAUCUCCAGUGCUUCCUGCAGCUCAUUCACUAUCAGGGUGUCACUUCACAUAACAAAGUACAGUUCCAGGAUGCUCUGGUUGUUGCUGGAGCUGUCUCCAGGAAUCAGUAAGCCCUGUUGAGUUGUGCUGGGCUGCCCAACUCUCUUGCUUCAGAACUGAGCAGAUACCUCUCCAGAGGCUGCUUAACGCUGUGUGAAUGUACAGGCCUGCACUGGUUCCCAUGUACCUAUUCCUGCCUUACACUGUGUCCUGAAGCACUGGUGUGGCUGUAUGAUUUGGGGAGGCAUACCCUUAAAUUUUUUCUUACCUUCAUCUCCCAUCCUUGCAAAAUGUGUUUAAUAUUCAGAUCUGUCUGGUGAGGGCUGUGAAGAUGUACUGUUUAGCAGUGUUCUGAUAGUGCUUAAAAUUUCAUGGAUAAUAUCACUUUGAUAAGGAAACUAUAUUAGUGUUGAUCACUGGCAGAAAAAUUUUAAGCCUGUCUGACCUUGGUAUCUUUUUUUUUUUUUAGUUCACAAGUUCUGUAUUAUCUUCUAGUAUUAAAAAAGUGAUUUAACAGCUUAAUAAUAUGUGUAUCUACUUGCUGUAUUUUCCUACAGUCAAGAUCUGUUUUUGUAUUGCAAAUAAACACUGCAUGCCUCAGCUAUCAAGUGACAUGGCUUUUCAGUGGUUCUUUGGGAUUCGUUUCAAAAGUACAAAUUCCGGUGGGAUCAAAACAGUGGAGAUACUCUCAGGAACACUAAAAAUUGGAGGAGACUUUUAGUCACAUUCCAUAAUUAGUGUCAUGUGAUGUGCUUCUAAGGGAGAUCUUUUGCUAUCCUGCAUCUUCCUUUGAUCUAAAAGGGACGGCAAUUCUUUUUUCUUGUUAACCUUGUUUUGCAAAAGAAAACUCAACAGUAACGUUGCAUAUUAGCUCAGUUCUUUUGUCUUUCUCCCCAUCCAACUUGUUGUGGGUUUCAUGGCACCUCACCAUCUCUGUAUUUGGGGGAUAUGGAGUCUAAAGGGCACUGUCUGACAAUACAGCAGCGGGAGGUCUGGUGGAGAAGUCAGCCCUUUCAUGAUAGCACUCAGUGUAUCUUCAGAUUGAGUCUAAUUCCAGUCUCUUUCUUUCCAGAUAAGUGUAAGUAGAGUUUAAAUUUUGGAUCAUCUGGCCACAGCAUGGUCUUGCUGUGCCCAAUAUCAAGUGGGCAGCCUUUGUGGUCUGGCUAACCGCUCCUCAGCAGUGCUGGGGAGGAAAUAAGUUGGCAAAGCUCAUGGUCUGAGGUAAAGACAGGGAGACUGUUUACCAGGAGCCUGGUAAGAUUUGGUCUGUGCCCUGUGAGCUGGAACGGGCUGGGGCAGCCUCCCUGCUGCCCUACUGACAGCACCAGGUGCUGAGCUGGCAUGUAAGUCCAAAGAAGUACCAGAGCUGGUGUCUGAAGCAGCUGUGCAGCGAGGUGGAUCACUACAGUGGUAGCCUCCUUCAUGGUUCAUCCCUUUUCGCCUAUGGUACGUGGUCUUCUCUGGGGGGCUAAGGGGAGUGAUCUGAUGCUUUUCAUCAAUAUUAUCCCAUGUACAUCGGUAGUAAAAUUGUAGUCUGACCUUUCCAAGCUAAGGUUUCUGUUGGAAGAGGAUGCUGUGGGCCCAUGGUGUGGGGUAAUGUUCUGUACAUUGCUGGGAGUGUGAGAAGACCUGCAAAAUUAAUAUGCUAGCAGGAAAAUACAAAAUGCAUCCCUGUUCUUCCUUCAGGCUCGGAUGCUUCUCAGGGUGUUUCUGUUGUUGCCUGUCAUUCUGAGGUGUAUUGCCUAAAGGAGGCAACUUGUUUGUGAAGGCAGACAAGCAGCAAUGUGUGGCUACAAGAGUAGCCAACUGUGUCCUCCAUACCAAACCACAGUGUCCUGAGGCGAUCCUUGUAACUGAUGCUUUUGCUGUGCCUAAGCUGGGAAAUUCUGUGAUGAACUCUGAGGCAAGUGUGGGUGGAUUUGCUGAUAGUAAGUUAUUCAGAAAACAGUUGCAUAUUGCAUAACUUAGUGUUUUCGGAGCAGGCUGGUUGCAGUGGGGUGACCACUGUUAGGGUCAGAAAACCUACAGGGCAAACCCUAGUGCAGCAGCAAGUGCGUUGGCAUGCUCAACGCAAGCAGUCACUGUUCAGGGAUCUGUUCUAUGUUUUAUCUCAGUUAGUGAGUUCUCAGGGCUUUGUCCAGCAUAUGUGAAGCUGCUCUGUUGAUAUUUGAAGUGUAUACAUAACUUCUGGUUUUCUUUGCUGGUUCUGUUGAUUCACACUCUAUUUUAAGACAACCGAAAAAAGUUAUUUCAAAUUCUGUAAGUUUGUUUUCAGUGCAAGAUCCAUGUCAAUAAUACCACAGGGAAGAUUUUAAAAGAAGCACUAAGGUGCUGUGUUUGCAUUGAGGCCUGUUUUUUCUCCCUUGAUGUUUGGAUUUGCACACCUCAGAGUGUACGUGCUCCACGUGAUUUUAAGCUAAGGUACAGAUGUGUUCCCUUUCUAGAUGUAGUUCACAGGCUUCUUGGGGCAGACAACAUGCCUUUUAUUUUCUCCUGUAUUAGUACAGGGCUGUAUGUGGCAAGAUCUUGGUUCACAUUUGAAUUUGUAGAUGCUGACAUGACAGUGAUAAAUGUGGGUAAGUGUGGACUUGCAACUUGAUUGCAGCAGUGUCAGCACAGGUGGAAGCUAAGCUUUGCAAGUUUGGCCAAGAAAUGGUAUAUCAAUUAUGAAUGAGAGCACACGUGUUUUGUUACAGACAGGGAGAGUUUUGGCUAUUGUUGAAAUUAUUUGGGAGGAAGAAAAUUGGUUUUAUUCCCAGGUUUAGAGGUGACUUGAAAGGAUUUAUGUCAGAUUAAAGAUCUUGCUGUGCAGAGACUUUGAUUAAUAGGUUCACUCAGAAAUCAUAACGGCA
Molecule: messenger RNA, 8651 nt
Organism: Phasianus colchicus (ring-necked pheasant)
Lineage: Eukaryota; Metazoa; Chordata; Aves; Galliformes; Phasianidae
Source: RefSeq, a predicted model, not a curated record